GAGCAAACAGAGCUUUCUAGGUUUUUUCUCUUACUCUGCAAUACACAGCAAUGGCGGCGAGAGGUGCUUUGCUUCGAUACCUUAGAGUCAACGUCAAUCCAACAAUUCAAAACCCUAGAGCAUGUGCACUUCCUUUCUCCGUUCUUCUUCGCCGUUUCUCCGAGGAAGUUAGAGGCUCUUUUCUUGACAAAUCUGAGGUCACAGAUCGCGUUCUCUCUGUCGUCAAAAACUUCCAAAAAGUUGAUCCUUCAAAGGUAACACCAAAAGCCCAUUUCCAAAAUGAUCUUGGGUUGGACAGUUUGGACAGUGUUGAAGUUGUCAUGGCAUUGGAGGAGGAAUUUGGGUUUGAAAUCCCUGAUAAUGAAGCAGACAAGAUCCAGUCGAUCAAUCUAGCCGUUGAUUUUAUUGCUUCUCAUCCUCAGGCUAAGUGAAAAGAGAACUAAAUUCUUCAGCGUUCAUGCGUGCCUCAGCUGUGUUUACAGAUUUGGUUAAAGCCUAAUAAGAAGAAGUAAAGAAGCAAACAACAUUUUCUUUUUGUCAUGAGAAUGGAGAAGCUUUUGUUUUUGGCACUACUACUCUGGUUUCAUAAGUAUUAGAUGUGUUUCUGCAUGAAUUACGAGGUAUUUCAAGGAACUUUGUUUUACUUGAUUUAUCUUAUUAGACGCAUCAGACACUCAUUGCAUUAUUAAACGAUCCCUUCAAGU
Molecule: messenger RNA, 704 nt
Organism: Arabidopsis arenosa
Lineage: Eukaryota; Viridiplantae; Streptophyta; Magnoliopsida; Brassicales; Brassicaceae
Source: the annotation of a GenBank genome assembly